AUGGCCAAUCUCCCUCCCGUCUACAUUGUUUCUGCCGCCAGAACCCCAAUUGGUUCUUUCCUUGGCUCGCUCUCUAGCCUGAGCGCAACCCAGCUGGGUUCUGAGGCUAUCAAGGGUGCCGUUCAGCGCGCUGGAAUUAAGCCCGAGGACGUCGACGAAGUCUUCUUUGGCAAUGUCCUCUCUGCUGGUCUCGGCCAGGGCCCUGCCCGCCAGGCCGCUCUCGGCGCCGGCCUCCCCCAGACCACCAUUGCCACCACCGUGAACAAGGUGUGUGCCUCCUCCCUCAAGGCCAUCAUCCUCGGCGCCCAGAACAUCAUGCUCGGCACCUCGUCCGUCGUCGUCGCCGCCGGCGCCGAGUCCAUGUCCAACACCCCCCACUACCUGCCCAACCUCCGCAACGGCGCCAAGUACGGCGACCAGACCCUCGUCGACGGCGUCCUCAAGGACGGCCUCACCGACUCCUUCAAGAAGGAGCACAUGGGUCUCCAGGGCGAGCUCUGCGCCUCCGACAACAGCUUCUCCCGCGAGGACCAGGACAACUACGCCAUCGAGAGCUACAAGAAGGCCCAGGCCGCCACCGAGGCCGGCCUCUUCAAGGAGAUCGUCCCCGUCGAGGUCCCCGGCGGCCGCGGCAAGCCCAACAUCGUCGUCGACAAGGACGACGAGGUCAAGAACCUCAACGAGUCCAAGCUCCGCGCCAUCCGCCCCGCCUUCAAGCCCGACGGCACCAUCACCGCCCCCAACGCCGCCCCCAUCAACGACGGCGGCGCCGCCGUCGUCCUCGUCUCCGAGGCCAAGCUCAAGGAGCUCGGCCUCAAGCCCAUCGCCAAGAUCCUCGGCUGGGGAGACGCCGAGCGCGAGCCCGAGCGCUUCACCGUCGCCCCCGCCCUCGCCAUCCCCAAGGCCAUCAAGCACGCCGGCCUCAGCGACAAGGACGUCGACUUCUACGAGAUCAACGAGGCCUUCUCCGUCGUCGCCCUCGCCAACGUCAAGCACCUCGGCCUCAACCCCGAGAAGGUCAACGUCUUUGGUGGCUCCGUCGCCAUCGGUCACCCCCUCGGUGCCUCCGGUGCCCGUAUCGUGACCACCCUCACCACCGUUCUCAAGGAGAAGAACGCCAAGAUUGGCGUUGCCGGUAUCUGCAACGGCGGUGGCGGUGCUUCCGCCCUGGUCAUUGAGAACCUGCAAUAA
Molecule: messenger RNA, 1191 nt
Organism: Clonostachys rhizophaga
Lineage: Eukaryota; Fungi; Ascomycota; Sordariomycetes; Hypocreales; Bionectriaceae
Source: the annotation of a GenBank genome assembly